Molecule: messenger RNA, 448 nt
Organism: Schistosoma bovis
Lineage: Eukaryota; Metazoa; Platyhelminthes; Trematoda; Strigeidida; Schistosomatidae
Source: the annotation of a GenBank genome assembly
GGUAGGUAAAUUUAUACCAAGUAGUUGGUUGUUAACUUAUGCAAAUCUUAAUCAGCAUUAAUUACGACUAGUAAUAAUGAGACAGUUACGUGUAUAUGGUAAAGGAAUGUUAAUAUAUCGUUCAUAUUAUUGGACUGAUGUUUACAAGAAAGCUAUAGCGUUAGGUGAUAAAUAUUACAUAGAUCCUAAAACUGGUUAUACAGUUUUUACUGAAAUUGAACACUUAACUCGUGGUUAUUGUUGUCAUUCAAAAUGCCGCCAUUGUCCUUAUCACCAUAGCAACAACUGGAGUAAUCUACCUAAGGAUAAAAAAUAAUAAUUCAUAUUCAAUGUUCAAUGAAUCGAUUAUCAAUACUUUUAUUAAUUAAACUCAUUUUCUUUUAGUGCUGUACUUAUUUAGUUAAAUAUUUCACUUAACAAAAUAGAGCUUGUUUAAAAUUUUAAAAAA